CAACGGUCCCUGAUUUGGAGGGAUUUUGUGUUUUGUAUGCUUUUCUCAUAAUUGUAAAACAUUACGCUGAAUUUCGUGCAACGCAUAGUUCAAUGUAUGUAAUAUUAGCAAGAUGUACAUCAAAUCUAUCGUGCUGGAUGGAUUUAAGUCCUACGGGAACCGUGUUGAGAUCACCGGGUUUGACCCUGAAUUCAACGCUAUCACGGGCCUAAAUGGUACCGGGAAAUCAAAUAUCUUAGAUUCUAUUUGUUUUGUGCUCGGAAUAACUAAUUUAUCCAAUGUGCGUGCUGGAAGUCUUCAAGAGUUGAUCUACAAGCAUGGACAAGCAGGCAUCACCAAGGCCACUGUUAGCAUCACAUUUGACAACCGAGACAGGAACCAGUGCCCCAUUGGCUAUGAGAACCAUGAUGAAAUUACUGUUACUCGGCAGGUUGUCAUGGGCGGCAAGAAUAAGUACCUGAUAAACGGCAUCAACGUUCAGAACAAGCGAGUCAGUGACCUCUUCUGCUCCGUGCAGCUCAAUGUGAACAACCCGCACUUCCUGAUCAUGCAGGGCCGCAUCACUAAAGUGCUCAACAUGAAACCUCCUGAGAUCCUAUCGAUGGUCGAGGAAGCAGCCGGCACUCGCAUGUAUGAAGCCAAGAAGCAAGCCGCCCAGAAGACCAUUGAGAAGAAGGAUGCUAAACUAAGGGAGCUCAAUGAUAUCAUCCGAGAAGACAUCGCGCCUAAGCUUCAAAAGCUACAGGACGAGCGUUCGCAGUUCCAAGAAUACCAGAAAGUCGUUAGAGAACUGGAAAACGUUAGCAGGCUCUAUGUUGCUUACAGAUACGUAACAGCGGAAAAGAAUCUCAAGGAAGCUCAGGACAAAGUGACGGAAGUGCAAGACGAAAUACAAGCCAAGAAAGAUGAGAUCGCUGGCAAUAAGGAAACAGCCAAGGAUCUGGAGAAACAGAUGAACGAGUUGCAUAAGAAACUGGAAGAUCAAACUGGCAACAACCUGAAAGCCCUAGAAAAAGAGUUGGCAGGCGUGGAGAAGACUGAAGCCAGCGCGUCAGCGGCUCAUAAGGCUGCCAAAGAAGCGGUCAGCACACAGACCAAACAGGCUAGGAUCAUGGAACGGUCGUUGAAGGAUGAUGAGAAGGCACUUAAUGACAAAAGGAAGAUAUUAAGCGAGGCGUCGUCAACCUUCGAAGGCCUACGAGCCGCGAGCGAAUCAGCAGAGGCAGCGUUAGCGGCCGCACAAGCAACGUUCAUAUCGGUCAGCACGGGCAAUGAGGGGGCUUCUGAGUCUCUACAGGACCAACUCAUGGCGGCCAAGGCUGAGGCUUCUGAAGCAUCAACAUCCAUGUCCCAAGCUCAAAUGGAGAAGAGACAUGCAGAAGACAGACUCAAGACUUUGGAGAAAGAGUUCAAAGCGAGCAGCGCACAGUUUACUAAAGACCAGGAUAACAUAGGGAGGCAGCAGGCUCAGUUGGAUAAACUACAGGCCGAACUCUCAAGCAUGAACUUCAGCGAAGCUCGCAACACAGAGCUAAAGGGUCUCAUUCGGCAGAUUCAAUCAGAAACAGUCGGCAAGAGAGACUCGCUAGACCGGCUCAGCUCGCGGUUGCAACGUUGCCAGUUUCAAUAUCAAGCGCCAACGAGGGAUUUCGAUCAUUCUAAAGUACAUGGUAUCGUGGCGAGACUGAUAAACGUCAGUGAUCCAGUGUACUGUACUGCGCUAGAAACUGCUGCGGGCGGCAAACUAUAUAACGUAGUGGUGGACACAGACGCUACAGUGGACCUGCUUCUCAAGAAGGGCAACAUACAGACUCGAACCACCAUGAUACCGCUCAACAAAAUCACCGCCUACACAAUCGAUGAUCAAACGCUAAGGCUGGCGCAGCAAAUCGGCGGCGGUCCACAGAACGUGCAACGCGCCGUCGACCUCAUCUCCUUCCCACCGGCGCUCCGGCCAGCCAUGGGCUUCGUCUUCGGCGGGACCUUCGUCUGCAAAGACGCCGACACCGCCAACAAAGUCACUUUCCACCCGCAGAUUAGGAAGCGAUGCGUUACUGUGGAGGGGGACGUGUAUGACCCGGCGGGCACGUUGUCAGGAGGAGCUAGAGUUAAGGGAGGUUCCGUGCUAGUACAAAUCCAGCAACUCAAGCAGUUGGAGCAGGAGUUGGGCCAAGCUGAUAUGCAGUUACAGCAGUACCAGUCAGAGCUAAAUGCCAUGCAGGCGGCCGCGGAGGCGUACAGCAGUAAACAACAAAGAUUUGACAUGAUGUCCCACGAGCUAGAAGUGGUGAAGGCUCGCCUCGCGACAACCUCGCACGCGCAAACACACGCUGAGAUAGAAUCACUACGUGCGAGAGUGACAGAGCUAGUGAAACAGCUGGAAGAAAAUAAAGCGAGACAACAGGCUGCUGCGGCGAGAGCUAAGGAGUUGGAGGCCAAGGUCAAGGACAUUAAAGGUCAUAGAGAAAGGGAGUUCAAAAAGGCGGAAGAAGCUCUCAAAAAGGCUAAGAAAGAAGCAGAACAUCACAGCAGCAACUGGAAACAACGAGAGCAGGAAUUCUCCACUUUACAACUAGAGGUAGCGGAAUUAGAAAAGGGUGUGACCACAAGCACGACGCAAUUAGCGGAGACAAAGGCGGCAGCGGAAAGACUAGCGGAGGCGCUACAGACGGCUAAAGACGAACAUACCGCUGCUGAGAACGCAGUAAAAGAGAUCCAAGGCCGCAUAAAAGCGAUGAAAGCCGAAAUCGCCUCGCGCAGCACAGAGAUCUCUCGCCUGUCGCAGCAAAGAGAAAAACUGGACGCCAAGAACAACGAUAUCAACCUGAAGAUUAAAGAGUUGGAGUUCAAGAUUAAAGAACUUGAGACUGAAUCUACUGAGUGUGGUAAAAAGAUCACCGCCCUCGAGAAAGAGCACACAUGGAUUCCCGCCGAGAAGCAAUACUUCGGGGCCGCGGGCGGCUUGUACGACUUCCAGGCGCGACAAGCUCACGCGGCCGGCGCCCGGCUUAACCAACUCAAGGAGAGGAAGGAUAAACUCGCGAGGGGACUUAAUGCUAGAGCUCAUACGUUGCUUGGAAAGGAGGAAGAACAGUACCAAGACGUCCUCCGCAAGAAAGCCAUAGUAGAAGCAGAUCGCGCGAAACUCGUCCAAGUUAUGGCUGAACUGGACGAAAAGAAGAAACGCACGCUCGUCACAGCUUGCGAACAAGUGAACAGAGACUUUGGCUCCAUAUUCAGCACCUUGCUACCGGGAGCUCAGGCGAAAUUACGGCCGCCUGAGGGGUUAACUGUGCUGGAUGGAUUAGAGGUUAAAGUCGGCUUCAACAACACGUGGAAGGACUCCCUCGGCGAGCUGUCAGGCGGGCAGAGGUCGCUGGUGGCGCUGUCGCUCGUGCUCGCCAUGUUGCUGUUCAAACCCGCCCCGCUCUACAUCCUGGACGAGGUGGACGCGGCGCUCGACUUGUCGCACACGCAGAACAUCGGACACAUGCUCAAGGAGCACUUUAGGCACUCGCAGUUUAUCAUCGUGUCCCUGAAAGACGGCAUGUUCAACAACGCCAACGUCCUCUUCCGGACGCGAUUCGUGGACGGCAUGUCCGCCGUACAACGCACCGUCAACCGGCGAUGAACACACUGCUUUACACUUUAUCAAUUUUACAUGUCAAUCAACAAGAGCAAUUUUAUCACUUAUCCACGUGGAUAAGACAUCCGUCACUCUCACACUGACAUACUUGCUAAAGCGUGACGGAUGAUUUAUCCACGU
Messenger RNA from Leguminivora glycinivorella, 3766 nucleotides. It is a transcript of the gene SMC2, whose product is annotated as structural maintenance of chromosomes protein 2. The transcript has 22 exons. Gene Ontology annotation, molecular function: ATP binding; protein binding; ATP hydrolysis activity. NCBI's taxonomy places the organism in Eukaryota, Metazoa, Arthropoda, Insecta, Lepidoptera, Tortricidae. Gene Ontology annotation, cellular component: chromosome. The record is from RefSeq and is a predicted model, not a curated record. Bases 113 to 3631 code for a protein of 1172 amino acids. Gene Ontology annotation, biological process: chromosome organization.